GGAAAUGAGUUCUGCGAGCGGCUGGCUUUCUAUGGGCUGAUGUCCAACAUGGUCAUCUACAUGACCAGAAUCAUGCACUAUGAUCCAGCAUUUGCCUCAGUGCAGCUCAUGCUGUUUGAGGGCACCUGCUACCUGACACCCAUCCUGGGCGCCUGGUUGGCUGACUCCAGAUGGGGCCGCUUCUACUGCAUCCUCGUCUUCUCCAUCAUCUACUUUGUGGGCAUGGUGGCGCUGGCGUUGAGUGCAUGGAUCCCUGGGCUGACCCCUGACAUCGACGCUGACAGUUCCAAGUGGUAUCAGUCCGCCUUCCUGUUUGGCUCCCUCUACAUCGUUGCCCUCGGCACCGGGGGCAUCAAGCCGAACGUCAGCGCCUUUGGUGCAGAUCAGUUUGAUGAGUCUGACCCCCAGGACCGGCUGGAGAAGAAGAGUUUCUUCAACUGGUUCUACUUUGCCAUCAACUGGGGCAGCUGCCUGGCUGUCACGGUGAUCGUGUACAUCCAGGACUCUGUGUCAUGGGCCAUCGGCUUUGCCAUUCCGGCUGUCGCCAUGGCUCUGGCAGUCGUCACCUUCCUGGCCGGCAGCUCCCUCUACACGCAUGUCGAGCCCACCGAGAGCCCGAUGACGCGCGUGGUGAAGGUGCUGACGGCGGCGGCGAAGAACCGGUGGCGGGCGCGGCGGCGGCGGCGGGAGGCUCGCUCGCGCACGGGCUACAGCGGCCCCGUCAACCUACCGCCGGGCGCGCUGGACGGCUCUCCUGGCAUCGGCGCCGCGAUGGCGCGCGUACACAGCUACGAGUGGCUCCACAGCGCCGCCGAGCAGUCUGAGGACGACGGUGCGCCACAAUCCGAAUGUUGGGGCAUUGCUGGCUUCAGCACGGAGCAGGUGGAGGAGGUGCGCAUGGUGGUCCGCAUGCUGCCCAUCUUCCUCACCACCAUCUUCUACUGGACCAUCUACUCCCAGAUGGGCAGCUUCUUCGUGGUGCAAGGCGCGUCGAUGGACCGGGUGAUGUUUGGCGGCGGCUUUGUGAUCCCCUCGGCCUCCCUGGCGCUCUUUAACACCAUCAGCAUCAUCGUACUCAUCCCCAUCUAUGACCGCGGAGUCGUCCCCCUCCUGCGCCGCUUCGGCAUGAAGCUGUCCCACCUGCAGCGCAUCGGGUAUGGGCUGCUGGUGUGCAUGCUGUCGAUGCUGGCGGGCGCGACGGUGGAGUGGUACCGGCUGCGGCUGUUUGCGCAGGGCGCCGUGCUCACUAACGACGCCAACCGCGAGGCGCAGCCGGACAUCGUGGACAUGAGCGUCUUCUGGCAGAUCCCCCAGUACAUCCUCGUCGGCCUCAGCGAGGCGAGCCCCCUUUCCCUAGUGCUGGCGUCGAUCGGGCAGCUGGAGUUCUUCUACGACCAGGCGCCUGACGUGAUGCGCUCCUGCUCCAUGGCCCUGCAGCUGCUCAGCGUCGCCAUCGGCUCCUACCUCUCCGGCGCCGUCGUCCUGGCAGUGUCCUCGAUCACCGACUCUCUGGGCUAUGAUUGGAUUCCCCAGGACCUCAACUACGGCCGCCUCGACCUCUUCUUCCUGCUGCUCGCCGGGCUGACGUUUGUGAACCUGCUGCUGUUUGUGUGGGUGGCGCGGAGGUAUGUCUACAAGGACAUCCCCCACGCUACAAAGCGCCACGUGGGCGGCCUCGCCCUCAAACCCCCGCGCGGCCCCGUGCCUCCCUGGGCGAUGCCGCGCGAAAUGCCCGACAUGCCCAUCCGCGGCCAGGCACGCCCCAUCACUGUUGCCAACCUUCACUGA
Coccomyxa subellipsoidea C-169 is the source of this 1788-nucleotide messenger RNA. RefSeq names its product PTR2-domain-containing protein. Gene Ontology annotation, cellular component: membrane. Gene Ontology annotation, biological process: transmembrane transport. Gene Ontology annotation, molecular function: transmembrane transporter activity. The record is from RefSeq and is a predicted model, not a curated record. Lineage: Eukaryota; Viridiplantae; Chlorophyta; Trebouxiophyceae; Coccomyxaceae. The transcript is spliced from 10 exons. The annotation marks the transcript as partial.